AGAGUGGGCGGUGUCUUAUUCUGUUGUACUUCACUUUCAUUCAUCAGAGUGUUGGAGUAAAGUGCGAGUCCUUCUCCUGAGACAGACACUCCAGCAGAGCACAGGCAAGGCAGUGAGGGUUCGGAAGCAGGAUGGCAGAAGCUCACCAGGCGGUGGCCUUUCAGUUCACUGUCACUCCAGAUGGCAUUGACCUGCACCUGUGCCAUGAGGCCUUACGGCAGAUCUAUCUUUCUGCCUUACACUCCUGGAAAAAGAGGUUCAUUAGAUUCAAGAAUGGUGUUAUGACCGGAGUUUAUCCUGGAAGUCCUUCUGGGCUCCUAGUUGUGGUUGGGGGAUAUAUGACCUAUACAAAGUAUGCUAAGAUAGACCCAACUUUAGGACUCUUCACUAAACUGGCCACUCAUUUACCAGUCAGUAAGUACAUAACAGAGGACACCCAGCGUAUCGUUGGCGGAAUGCUGAUUGGUACAGGGGUUUGGGUCACCAUCAUCUUUAUCAUGAGGAACAUCCUGAAGUCUCUGCUGUCCUGGCAUGGCUGGAUGUACAAUCGCCAUGGGUCCACAUCCAUAAGCACUAAAAUUUGGCUGGUACUGGUGAAGUUGUUCUCUGGACCUAAGCCAAUGCUGUACAGUUUCCAGAGCUCAUUGCCACGCCUACCCGUGCCCCCUGUGAAGGACACAGUGAAAAGAUACCUUGAAUCAGUGCGUCCUCUAAUGGACGAUGAGCAGUACAAACGUAUGGAAGGACUGGCGAAGGACUUUGAGAAGAACUUAGGCCCCAAACUCCAGUGGUACCUGAAGCUCAAGGCCUUUUGGGCCUCCAAUUAUGUCAGUGACUGGUGGGAGGAGUACAUUUACCUGCGAGGACGUGGACCCCUCAUGGUCAACAGCAACUACUAUGCAAUGGACUUUCUGUAUGUCUUCCCUACUCAUCUGCAAGCUGCCAGGGCAGGAAAUGCCAUCCACGCCAUCAUGCUUUACAGGAGGAAGCUGGACCGAGCUCAGAUCAAACCUGUUUACUUGCUGGAGAACAGAGUGCCGUUGUGUUCGGCACAGUGGGAGCGGAUGUUUAACACGUCCCGCAUCCCAGGCCUGGAGACAGAUAUCAUCCAGCACGUGAACGAGAGCAAGCACAUUGUGGUUUUCCACAAGGGCCGCUAUUUCAAAGUGUGGAUGUUUUACGACGGCCGCUUGCUGUUGCCCAGGGAGAUUGAGCAACAGAUGGAGAGGAUUCUGGCCGAUACGUCCAAGCCUCAGGCUGGAGAGGAGACGCUGGCUGCACUUACUGCAGGAGACAGAGUGCCGUGGGCGAAGGCCCGCACUGAGUUUUUCAGUAGGGGGAAGAACAAGCAGUCUCUGGACGCAGUGGAGAAGGCUGCGUUCUUCGUCACGCUGGAUGACACAGAGCAGCGUUACGAGCUUGAUAACCCUGUGCAGUCCCUUGACAGCUACGCUAAAUCUCUGCUUCAUGGAAAAUGCUAUGACAGAUGGUUUGACAAGUCCUUUAACCUGAUCGUGUACAAGAAUGGCACAAUGGGUCUGAAUGCUGAGCAUACCUGGGCUGAUGCCCCCAUUGUGGGCCAUCUCUGGGAGCAAGUGUUGUCUAUGGAUCCUGUCAAGUUGGGCUACACUAAAGAUGGCCACUGCCAGGGCAAACCACAUCCCAGUAUGCCUGGACCCCAACGCCUGCAGUGGGAUAUUUCAGAGGAGUGUCAGUCUGUGAUCAGCAGCUCUCUGAAGGUGGCUAAUGCCUUAGCAGAUGACGUAGACAUGCACAUCAUCCCCUUCAACGACUUUGGCAAAGGUUUAAUCAAGAAGUGCAGGACCAGCCCAGAUGCCUUUAUUCAGAUCGCACUCCAGCUCGCUCACUUUAGGGAUAAGGGCAAGUUCUGCUUGACAUAUGAGGCCUCCAUGACACGGCUGUUCCGUGAAGGCCGCACUGAAACCGUUCGCUCCUGCACCACGCAGACUUGCGAGUUUGUUCGUGCCAUGAUGGAUGAAAAACAGACCAGAGAUGAGAGGAUGCGACUGCUGAAGUUGGCAGCAGAAAAGCACCAGGACCUCUAUAGAAAGGCCAUGAUUGGUAAAGGCAUCGAUCGUCAUCUUUUCUGCCUCUAUGUGGUGUCCAAGUACCUGGGAGUUGACUCAGCCUUUCUCAGAGAGGUGCUGUCUGAGCCAUGGAGACUGUCCACCAGUCAGACUCCUCUACAGCAGGCCGACCUCUUUGAUUUGAAGAAGCACCCAGAGUAUGUCACCAGUGGAGGUGGCUUUGGCCCGGUUGCAGAUGAUGGUUAUGGCGUGUCCUACAUCAUUGUUGGAGAAGAUCUCAUCAACUUCCACAUAUCCAGCAAGCGUUCCAGUCCAGAGACUGACUCUCACCGCUUCGGCUGCCACAUUAAACAGGCCAUGCUCGAUAUUCUCGAUCUCUUCAAGUUGGACAAGAAGGCUGUCAACUGAACUGUUCUUCUCUCUCCGUAUAUAAAAGGGGUUUCAUUUCAGCGAAAUGUUUUACGGGUUAGAAGAUUGUAAAUGUAUUGUUGAUUUGUAAUUUAUGAUCGAUAAAACGAGAUGGGAACGUUAAAUAUCAUAAAUAAUGCAUGGAAGAGGAGAUUAUAUUCAUGUCGUGUUCAGGUUUUAAGUGUGUAAACUGAAAGUAACUAUUCAGUGGGCCUUCUUUUAUAAUGGAUUGCACCAGCUUUUUUUGUCUUCUACUAAACAUGCUGAAUUUCUCAGCUUGCAGAGCCCACGUUUCUCAUUUUAUAUUGAACUGAAUGGCAGUUGCCACUCCAAAACCCAGAUAACACUCUGGGGGAAAAAAAAACCCCACUGCCUUUUUGUGCUGUGUCAAUGCAAAGCAAAUUCAAUGCAAUGUUUUUAGCAGGUAUUUUACUUACACUGCUGAUCCUGUGGGACAUGUGAUGGUGGCUGUUGUGCAGGACAGUCACUAGGGGGAGUCCUUAGAGAACUUACGCUCUGAGCCUUUACUUGAAGGAAAUUAUUUUAAAGAUAUCACUGGCAUGAGAUUUCUUACUUCUAUCUUUUAUCUUACUUCUAAGUUUUUUUCAGUUACACCUAUGAAAGUUUCAACUAAUUUUUGCAUCAAUUCUAAAUGGCUCAAGAUUUUCUCCAUAGCAAAUUAUAUUUCAUAUACAUAUCCAUUACAAGUGUCCAUUAAAACCAAUUCCUGUGAGCACAACUCAUAAGCAAUAAAGUGUUUCUGAUUCUGA
Messenger RNA from Pangasianodon hypophthalmus (striped catfish), 3226 nucleotides. RefSeq names its product carnitine palmitoyltransferase 1Ab (liver) (gene cpt1ab). Gene Ontology annotation, biological process: carnitine metabolic process; fatty acid metabolic process. Gene Ontology annotation, molecular function: carnitine O-palmitoyltransferase activity. The coding region runs from base 132 to 2456 and encodes 774 amino acids. Gene Ontology annotation, cellular component: mitochondrion. Lineage: Eukaryota; Metazoa; Chordata; Actinopteri; Siluriformes; Pangasiidae. The record is from RefSeq and is a predicted model, not a curated record. The transcript is spliced from 19 exons.